This is a messenger RNA of Plodia interpunctella (Indianmeal moth), 709 nucleotides long. RefSeq lists its product as uncharacterized. The record is from RefSeq and is a predicted model, not a curated record. The transcript has a single exon. Bases 89 to 700 code for a protein of 203 amino acids. Lineage: Eukaryota; Metazoa; Arthropoda; Insecta; Lepidoptera; Pyralidae. Gene Ontology annotation, molecular function: RNA endonuclease activity producing 5'-phosphomonoesters, hydrolytic mechanism.
GGUAUAAAUAAAUUGACACAACAUUACCCAAAGUCAGUGUUUAUCGUUUGUUUCGUAAUCUGAAGAAAAGGUUUUAUUUUUUAACAAUAUGAAUUUACCAGUCUGGAAAACUGCCCUGUGCGCCAGCGGAACACUCAUCUGCGGUUUGGCAUUCAAAGUUUUGCAAAGAAACUUGUCAAAAACUACCAACAAAACUGACAUCAACGAAUUCCUAUUUUACGGAUCGGAAGACGAAACGCGAACGCGAGAAAUAGGUAUAGACAAUCUAUACUGUAUUUACUAUUUAUUAGCUCACGCGAAUAAAAGUAUCGACAUAUGCGUGCCAAGCCUGGAGAGCGGCACGAUCGCUCAGUGCCUCAUUAACGUCCAACAGAGAAACAAUGCCAGGAUCAGAAUAGCUAUACACAAUAGCGACAACUACCACCAUUUGAAUUCGUUUGCGAAAUGCGGAAUCCAGGUUAAAGUCAUCAAAUCUAACGAACGAUUAGAACACGAAUUUAUACUUAUUGAUAGUUCGGACGAUUUGGUAGAAGCAGUGGCGGUAAUUGGAUCGAUUGAUUACGAGACUUCGCGAGUCAACUGCAACAGAGACGCGACCCUCCUCACAUCAGACGCUGCGGUUGUGAGCACCCUAAAGAAAGAGUUCGACCGUGUCUGGACCUCUGUCCCUGAAUUCAAACCAGAAAAGGAUAACAAAUAGCCAAAUAGC